Molecule: messenger RNA, 2643 nt
Organism: Populus euphratica (Euphrates poplar)
Lineage: Eukaryota; Viridiplantae; Streptophyta; Magnoliopsida; Malpighiales; Salicaceae
Exons: 8
Coding region: 308-2233 (641 amino acids)
Source: RefSeq, a predicted model, not a curated record
AAAUGUGUUAUAUUUCGGUCACUGCUGCCUCUGUCAAUAGCUGUCUAGAGAAGAAGUAGAAAAAAUGGUGUUUAUGAACUCUCUCUCUCUGUGUUUUUUUUUCUUAAUUAAAGGCGUGGGUGAACAUUUGAGAACGCUAAAAAAAAAAAAAAGGGUCUUGAUAUCUCUAACAUUCCAUGCCUUUAAUCCCAUGUAUUUUUAUUUUGAAUCAAUUCUCCUUGUUUUGCUUAUUUUCUAACAGUUAUUGAGACCCAUAGCUCUUGUUUGUUUGGAGUUUGAGAGAGAUACCUGUGUUUCCUUUCCUAAAAUGGGAAUGGCCUUCUCAUGCGCCCUUGCUGAAUUCCAUGAAUUGGAUAGUCCUUUCGACACUGUUCUUAUUAGAUCAAUUAGUUUUGGGACUGCUUCGAAAUCUGUCGGUUUUAAUGUCUGUGAUUCAGAACCUCAUUCCAUGAGAUCAUAUGUUUCAGGAAAGAUGAUACUUGAAGAAUGCCUUAGCUUUAAGGAGAGGGAAUUCAGUACCACAUUCUCCUUCAAAAGUACUGCCUCGGAUAUGGAUGUGCUCGCUAGAUCAAUCAUCAGUCCUCAAGUUGGAGAAAAGGGUAAUCAGUUGACAAGGGAAGAUAGCUUGCCUGACAAAAAACUUCACUUGUCAUUGCUUGAGUCAGGGAACCAAAGACACCAGGCCGCGGUGACAUUGCAGAAAGUGUAUAAAAGCUUCAGAACCAGGAGGCAGCUGGCUGAUUGUGCUGUUGUUGUCGAGCAGAGAUGGUGGAAGUUGUUGGAAUUUGCAGAGCUCAAGAGAAGCUCCAUAUCUUUUUUUGAUAUUGAGAAACCUGAGACUGCAAUUUCACGUUGGUCCAGAGCAAGAAUGAGAGCUGCUAAGGUGGGAAAAGGCUUGUCGAAGGAUGCAAAGGCUCGGAAGCUAGCUUUACUGCAUUGGCUAGAGGCAAUUGAUCCAAGGCAUCGUUAUGGACAUAACCUUCAAUUUUAUUAUGUCAAUUGGCUUCAUUGCCAGAGCACACAGCCUUUCUUCUAUUGGCUCGAUAUUGGAGCUGGGAAAGAAGUGAACCUUGAUAGAUGUCCUAGAUCAAAGCUUCAACAACAAUGCAUUAAAUAUCUUGGUCCUGCUGAAAGAGAAUCUUUUGAAGUAUCAGUGCAGAAUGGGAGAUUAUUAUAUAAACAAAGUGGGAAACUUCUCCAUACAAUAGAAGGACCGAAGGAUGCCAAAUGGAUUUUUGUUCUCAGUACAUCAAAGACCUUGUAUGUUGGUCUGAAGAUCAAGGGAACGUUUCAACAUUCAAGUUUCUUGGCUGGUGGAGCCACUCUAUCUGCUGGAAGAUUAGUCGUGGAAGAUGGUGUUCUCAAGGCAGUUUGGCCUCACAGCGGCCAUUAUCUCCCAACAGAAGAAAACUUCCAGGCAUUCAUGUCAUUCCUCAGGGAACACAACGUAGAUCUAACCGAUGUAAAGGAAAGCCCAACUGAUGAAGAAGAUGGAUCUGUUAUAAAAAAGGACAUUCGUGGUAGCCUCCGAGACCAACCUGAUGCAGAUUUACUUGAAGACACCAAAGUAACAAAUGUUGUCUUGGCUCUAGAGAACACAGUUUCAAGGAAACAAGAUUCUAAUGUGGCAGAAAAUGCUAAUCUGCACACAUCAAAGUUGUCACGUGGAUUCCAAUUUAAAAUUACUGAACUUGAAAUACCAACAAGAGGAGAUGUGUUUGACACUUUCAAAACAGAACAACUUGGACCAAGCUGCCAGGCUGAAGAUCCUGAUUCUUCUGGAGAAGAUGGCUAUGAGGCGGCAGGAGAUUCAUUUUUGACGGAGGAAGAUUUCAUGAUUACUAAACUCAACUUGUUUGACGAAGAUAACGAAGAAGCAAAUGAGGAGCCCGUCCCCAAAGAAAAAAUCCUCCAAAGGAUAGAUUCUCAUAAAGGAAUGCAUUCAUAUCAAUUGGCGAAGCAAUUACCAUCAUCUAAAUGGACUACUGGUGCAGGGCCACGGAUAGGAUGCAUGAGGGAUUAUCCAUCGGAGCUUCGAUUCCGGGUGUUAGAGAAUGCAAAUUUGUCGCCAAGAACAAGAAGUGAUAACUCAUCACCACGGACCGCACCUCGGCUUAGCCGGAAGGUUUCAUCACCAAUGGUUUUGACACAAGUUUCAUUAUUUAAAGAAACAUCAUGCAGAAGUCCCCUUGCUCCAGACCAAGAGUUAUUUUCACAAACAGCAAACCUUUAGACACUGUUGGAUCAAGAAUUUUUCUUUUGCUUACUUACUGGGAUAGAAUAGAAAUGAUAUAGGGCAUUCUUUGUAUACGCCAUUAUCAAUACCUCUCUUCUGUAGACAGUAGACACGCAAAAAUGAAAUAAAAAGGAAAGGGUUAAGCAGGCACUUAGCUGUCCCAACAUUUGAGACAAAGGGUUUCUAUAUCAUUCUUAAGGUUUCUUGAAGUCAUCUGCAACAUCUAAAAUACCAUUAGCCAGGGAGGACGAGGGACAUCUCGUCUUGUGAGGGAGAAUGUGAAGUCCUAGCCUUCCAGCUUUUUCAGGAGAAAUAUUUUCUUUCAGAACUCAAAACAUUUACCUAGUGAUCGCAAACCCAAAAACUGAACCUGGGAAUCCUGAGAUCAGCCCUUUCAAGCAAAAGAG